AUGGUCAUUGAUAUUUCACACCUCACUUGUCACUCCUGCUUCUACCUGGGGCUGAACAUUUCCGCACAAUUCAACGAGCAGGAUUUGGACAAUGUAACGUGGGUCCGAGCCCCGCGGCAAAUUUUGACACGCGGAAUAUUCCGCGUCACUGAGGAUACACGGAUAUCCACAGCACCUCUUGUUCUUCUGAAGCGUCGCGACUUCAGUCUGUAUAUUCGUCCGGUGCUGUUCGAUGAUCGGGGCGAGUACCGAUGUGCUAUCGUUUUCAAAGAUCGAGUUCACAUUCGUACUGUGGAGCUACGUGUUUUGGUUCCACCACGGAUCACGCGUUCCCCGGUAUCGUUUCUCAAAGUGGACGAAGGGGCCAGUUUGGAGAUGGAUUGUUUAGCCAGUGGUUACCCUGUGCCGGAAACUACUUGGCUUGUAAGGAGCACAAAAUCGUCAUCUACUUCUUCAGUAUCAUCUUCCUCAUCAUCAACAUUCGAUGAUAACGGUGUCGAGAAUGCCAUGACCGUAAUGGAUGCUUUUGCCAAAUUUGGUGGAAGUCGCUUGAUCAUCUACCCAUCCAAAUUGACCAAGCCGUACUCGUCAGGCAGCUGGGAUUUGCACAUAUUUUCCCAUGAUCUACCACCCAUGGAGGGGUCUUUCAAGGAGUAA
Messenger RNA from Echinostoma caproni, 657 nucleotides. Lineage: Eukaryota; Metazoa; Platyhelminthes; Trematoda; Plagiorchiida; Echinostomatidae. The record is from the annotation of a GenBank genome assembly.